AUGCUUGUUUAUGUGGCAACAUCAUUGGACCUAAGUUGGUUUCUUGGGUUGUUUGGUUCCACUGAAAAGAAAGCACACAUUUGUGAUCAUAGCAAUAAAGUGGAUGAGUCUAAUUCGUCACGAGGUUACAUAUUAUUGAUAAUUGUGAUUGCUCUUGUGUUGUUGAUGUUCUAUUGGACUGGAGAAAACAAAGAAAACAAUUCCAAUAUCAAUGAGGUCGAUGAUGAGGAAGAAGAACCUGAGUAUCCCGUGGAUGAACAACAACUCAUUCCCCAGGAAUCCGAGCACCAAGGUGCGUCUUCAAGAGACGUUAUUCCAUGUGCCUUCUGUGGCAAUUCAAGUACCACAAGAUGUGCUCGCUGCAAGGUUGCUAGGUACUGCUCAGGAGGAUGCCAAAUAGAACAUUGGAGGUCAGGACAUAGAUAUGAAUGCAUCCAAUUAGAGAGUGAAGAAGGUGAAGCAAGAAAUGCUCAUGAAGAACAAACUCAUAUGCUUGUGGACAAGUAUGAUAACGAGAAUAACCCAAAUGGGUCUGUGAGUUCCAAUAGUAGCAGUAGUAAUGUGAAGAACUCUGAAUCUGAUGUUGGGUGUGAACAAUGUGGCAGACCAAGUACCACCAAAUGUUCACGAUGCAAAUCUGUCAGAUACUGCUCUACAAAGUGUUUGAUUACCAAUUGGAGAUGGCAUAAAUAUAACUGCAUUGCAGGAGAUGUCAAUUCAGCUCAACCAGAAACACCUAAUAGAAACGUUGAAUUGCUCAAGAACUCAAAUGAGGAGGAAGAGAAAAUUCAUUCACCUAGGCCACUUUAUUUGGAGCUUCAUCCUGUCACUACUACCAAGGAAGCACAAGUGCAUACAACUCAAUGGGAGAAACACCUUGAAGAUGAAUUAGUAAAGUCUAGGAAAGAGAAUUUCGAACUACGGUCAGAGCGUGACCAGUGGAAGAAGCGAGCGAGUUUUGCUAGAGAUAGAUUUCAAAGUUUCAAGGAAGAAUCUGAAAAACAAUUGUCUGUGUUGAGAAAUGAAAAUGAGUCAAUAUCAAAUGCUGAGAAGAAAGGUGCCAAUGUGAUUCAAAGUUUACAUGAGAGGCUAAACCACUUGCAGAUUGCAGCACAAGAUAGCAUUGCAAAGAAGAGAAAGUUAGAAAAACAUAUACAAAUGGUAGAGAGCGAACGUACUAAGCUGAAGAAAGAACUAGAAGAACAGCAUAAAGAUAUUAAGUAUCUUACACUAGAAUCUAAAAUGAGUCACGAGACAGCACAAACUGCCAUAAGAGAAGUUGAAGCAUUAAAACAAGAGCUUAUAGAAGAGCGCAAAAAUGUUCAACGAAUUAAAGCGAAUUUUAUUAGAGAUACAACAUUCUCCAAUUCAAAAGCUAUCGUUGCUGAGGCAAAACUCAGUGAUCUUCAGAGAAAAACAAAAUUGAAAGAUUAUAAGGCAUGCACUAUAUGUCUGACUAAUGAGAAGGACAUGGCUUUUGGGUGUGGACACAUGACUUGCAGAGACUGUGGAUCAAAACUAUCAAAGUGUCCAAUAUGUCGUGAGCAGAUCACGAGUCAUAUUAAAUUGUUUUCUGGCUGA
Messenger RNA from Vicia faba (fava bean), 1581 nucleotides. The record is from the annotation of a GenBank genome assembly. NCBI's taxonomy places the organism in Eukaryota, Viridiplantae, Streptophyta, Magnoliopsida, Fabales, Fabaceae.